UCAACAACAAGCUGACAAUAUGGAGUACACAACAGUAAGUUUAAUGGUUUAUAUGUUGUUUGUUGUUGAUAAAUUCUAGUCUGCAUGUUUUUGCAUGGAUUAACGAUAUAUGAGAGCUUAUCUUUCGUAAAUACUGCACAAAAUAUAUACCGCAUUUGAAUUGUUAGUAGAUAUAUUUUCAUCUACAAUUUAUAAAAUUGAUAUACGAGUUGGACAAUAUUUUAAACCAACUGCAUGUCCUGGUUAUAUAUAGCUAAAUUCUUAAAGCAUAUAUAAUUAUUUUAUUUGCAAAGAUUGAAAUGGUGAACAAAACAAGUUUUGACUUUUUUCCCCAUUGCUAGCAGCAGCCUUGUCUUUGCCAUUUCUCAUGCUAUUGUAAAUUAUGCAAUUAACCAUGCUUCCAUGCAUUAGGACACUUUCUCAAACAUUAUAAAGGCAGAUUGCGAUUGGGACAAGCGGUUAAUAGCAUGAAGCAUGAAGAUCUCUGAAAGAGGCAAACCUAUAGUCUGACUGCAUUCUUUAAUUUUGAGCCUUUCUAUGCAUGACAGGAUUUAGUGUAAGAUGUAAAUGUUCAAGACUAUCUGUGGAGAAAACAUCGAAUGAUAAAGCUAAUGGUGAAAUUCAAACGGGUUGCUGACUGUAAUGAGUGCCGCUGAGAGGGGGGGGGCAUUUUGGGCUUGGGAGUGAUGGGACCCCAGAUUAAUGGGACCUCAGAUUAAAGCCCCCCCCCCCCCAAAGUCCCUUAAAUUUUCUUGAUACAAGAUUGCUUAACCAAUAAUAUAAAUCCUAGCUGUGUCAGUGGUGGAUAAAUGAUAAUAUGCAAUAAAGUGCAAUAUAUUAUAAAACACUGCUUCUCCAGUUUUACAAUUAUGACAUAGGGACCCGUGGGAAAGUUUUUCCCUGUACCCCACACAACCUCUCGGUGUCCCGGACUGUUACCACCACCAAAUUCAACAAUCAGAUGGAAAUCUUCAUAGCUGGGGCUACUGUAUACAUUUUGUACCCAUACCAACACAAGAAGGAAUAAGUGUUUUUCUAAAUGAAGGUGAUAUUGCAUAAUUAUUAAGAGGACAAGACUGAACUCUAUCAAGAACUCCCAUCAAGAACCCCCAUCAAGAACACUGUAAUUCAAACAAAAUGUUUUUGGCACAAAUGUUCUGAAACAAUAAUUGCCAGGCAUUAUCGAGAUGUUCUUGUUUUAAAUAAGGGGCGACGUCCAUAUUCAAGUUGCCACGCAAAACGUCAAAUUGACGUUUUUAUGACAACCCACCCACCCACCCUUGAAAACGUCAAGUGUGACGUAAUGAAUAUUUCAAAACUUAGAUUGGGUUUGAACGCUCCAACUAUCAAAGUUUUAUAUAUACCUUUUAAUAUAUCCUCUGGGUUAAUAUUAUAAACGUAUAUAAAUAUGUAGGAAACAAGAAAGACAAAAAUUCUACCAAGUAAGUUCUUUUUUAAUAUGCAAUAUUGAUAAAAUAGUGUAAAUAUAUUAACUUUUCCAUCGCGUAUUGAUACUAUUUUAAUAAAUAUUGACGGUUAUUUUUAAUAUAUAUUCUACAUAUAGCGUUGUAGUUUUGGAAAAUAUUCAUAUUGCCACGGUAAAAACGUCACAGCACUACAGUUUUAACCCACCCACCCACGCAAAACGUCAAUUUGACAUUUUGCGUGGCAACUUGAAUAUGGACGUCGCCCCUAACAACAUAAACAUGCAUGCAAAACAUCUGACAUGCAGCAUACAAACAGGAUGCUAUAUGACAAUGUCAUAGCUACUGUGCCUUACCGUAAAUCCUCUAGCUAUUGAUAUGGGGGGGGGGGGGGGUAAUACAUUUCAGUUUUAGAAAGGUGAGUGAGGCCGUGGGGACUUACAUCUAUUUUAGAGGGGGGAAAAUAGGGAAUUUAUGGCAGAUGAAAUAAUAGAAGGGUUGUUGCCUAGUCAACAUUUGAUUUCACUAUUGUAUGUUGGAUACACUUCUUACUAGAAUAUCGUGGUAUAAAAUAAUAUAAUGUACAAUGUCAGCUAGUGUUAAUAAUUUAAUUAAUGGCAGUUCUGAGUUGUCAGAUCUCAAGACAUAUAUUCCAAUACAAAUUCCAAUAUAUCACAAGACAAAUCUUGUGAUAUUGAAGCUCAUUUUCAACUCCAGAAUGCUAAAAGAUACUACCAUGCAUUGCUUUUAAUGAAAAAAUAAUAUAGUAACUAUAAAGAUUAUACAGUUGUCAUAUAUUUUUUACUUCCUGAGGUGUAACUUCAUGUACUGUGGGUGUAUAUCACAAAAUCGUAAGAGUUCCAAGGCAACUCAACUGUCAUGAUAAUGACUAUAUACCUCAUGCUACUAUGUUUCAGCCUACAGUAUGAAAGUUUUCCAAUACUAAAAUAAAACUUUGCAUGCAUAUACAAAAAUUUAUCUAGCUUGAAAGUUCGAUAAUUUUAUACAACAAUCAUGCUAUGUGAAAUGACAUACAAUGUUAAUAUAAAGAUUUAUAUUCAGAUAUCUGGUUAUAGAUUACAAACAAUUGUAUAUAGUAAAAUAAAUGUAGAAAUAAAAAUAAAGUUAUGAAGCCGUCUUGAAUAAUAGCGCAUCAAUAAAAAUAUUAACAGUAAAUUGUACUAUUGUAGUUAUGGUUUCAAAUCUCUUGACUUUCUUUGCCGGGGACGAAUAUUCGAUCAGAUCUGAUAAAUAAAUAUUAAAUACAUAGUCAGCAUAUAAAUCCAAUGCAAUAGAAUCCCAGCAUAGAAUUUCUGACCAAAAUUACUAUUUAACAACAGUUAAAACCCAAGUAUAAACAAAACAUUUACCUGAAUAUAAAAGACAUCGUAGCAGACAACAGCACAUGUCGAUUUGAUCACAGGUAUUCACAGCGUGCUGCACUGAAUAUCGCACAAACGCACUUUUAGGGCAGCUUUGUCGGCGUAAUAUUCUUUCCCUGUUCUCUUGUUGUUUUAUAUGUUUCAAUAAUUUACUAAUAGGUGGAUUUGGUUUCAUAAAAGUCGCAAAUUUGUUGAAACCUUUUCGAAUUCUAUAUAAAUAUUUUACAUUCACUCCUCAUCACCUCAUGUGGAAUAUAAACAUCUCGCGUGUAUAUCGCCAAUUAUGGGACUGGAAACGAGAGGUUCAUUUCCGGUGGAGUCCCCUGUAAACAAACGCCGGGCACAUGCGCAGAAGGGACUUAUCCCCCUCUUUAAGUGAUAAUUUAUGUUUAACAUUGUUUGGGAAAGAUAAAGACAAAUCACUAACGGUAUGAAAUGCAAAACAGGGCUCAAAAUAAUGUUUCAUGUUAUGUUUCAUAUUGGUCAGUUCCAAUUGUGACCGAUCAUAUGUGAUUUCUGACCGGUCAACGCCCACGAGAGAAUUAUCUCUGCCAUCCUGUACUACAAUGUACAUGCAAUUACCCCCGACUAUUCUUUUGAAUUGGAUUUCCUUGUUUUAAACUUCACACUCAGCAUCUUCGUGUGUGUGGGUGUAUUUUGAAGAUCUCACUGUUGCAAAACAACAUAUGCUGUGAUAUGUGAUCACGAUAAUGGAUGUAAAUUGAUGCGAAUCCAUCUGAUAAUUCAGUUGCAUUAUUUAAUUCAUUAAAGUGGCUUCCCAUAGAUGACACUAUUCGUGUACAUAAAUUGUGCAUGAUGUAUAAAAUAAUCAAUAAAAUGUGUCCACAGUAUUUUGAUAACUAUGUAAGUUAUGUUAAGAAUCGACAUGAAUAUUGUACUAGAGCAUCUUCUAAUAUGAAAUUAGUUGUACCGAAAUGCCAUACAAGAUCUGGACUUCGUUGUUUUCAUGCUAGUGCUGUUCGUCUCUGGAAUGAACUUAAUGUGGAUAGACAGUAUGAAUAUUAGUGGGUUAGGUAAAUUUAAAAAACACUUAGUUAAUAAAACACUUUUAGUAAAUGAAAGUUGUGAUCAUUUUCUGGUCACACAGACAUUCUAAUUGAAAUAUGUAGAUAUUGUAAUUUAAACUAAUAUAUAUAUUUUUGGACCACAAUGUAAAAUACUGGUUUACCAGUAAUUUGUGUAAUCCUGUAAUAAAGGUCAUUAAAGUUCAUUAAUCUGGCGGCAAUGCGAAAGGUUGAAAUAUGGAUCAUUAAAUAGAUGGGCCAAUUUCUAAUUCUAGAGUCUUGUCCCUAGAGCUGUUAGUUUGCCAAAUUAUUGAAGAUAACUAUAAGAGGAACCGGUUGUCCCAUUAUAUUGAUUUGCCAUAAUAUGUGAAACUGUUUCCUUGAAAAAGUACUUGGUAUAUAUCAUUUGGCGUUUCCGUGUAUAAGGUCCUUUGUUUAUUUACGCCGUGAAAAAUCCCAAAAAUUCCCUUAACUCAUUGAAAUCCGGGAAAGACCAGGCUCAUGCUUGUGAAUUUAAAGCGCGUCACAAAAGAAUCUGAAGGAGGAAGUCCACAUAUCGUAGUGCGUGCACAGAGUACUUUUUUUUAAUGUUUUUAAGCAAUAGUCAUCACAGAGUUUGUUUUGUCGGGAAAAAAUUAAUAUACCUUGAUAAAUCAUGCUUUGUUCUUUGAAUCUAUAUUAAUUAACUAGACUAAAGAAUUAAAAUGACGCCACAAAAGAAGUUAUUUAUAAUUGCAUGGUUUAAUAAAAUAUUGUGAUACAUCUUUUCAUCAAAAUGUAAGUGGGCAGAUAGCGAAAGCACUGCAUACGUAUGUUGUAUUUGGCUGAAAACAAAAAGUAAUGAAAGCGUAUAGGUUUGAUUAUUAACUUUGAUAUUUGUUUCAACAGCCAGCUGAUAUCAGAUGUUGUAACUCUUCAUACAAGAAUUUAAAGUGCGUCACAAAGAGAAUCUAUUUAUUUAUAAAGGAAGAUUCAUUAUCUGACGCAAACCUUUAUUUCUAACAAUACAUAACGGCACGUGUAUUUGAACUCGAACGUUUACAUGUAUUUUUUACACCAUCUUAUACCAUCACUCAGUAAAAUGUGUAUUUGUUGUCGCAAUUAUUUUACUGCGCUGUGCUCGACUGCAGCAUGUAAACUUUGAUCUAAACUACAGUUUGCCAAACACAAGUCGCCGCAAUCUAGCUUGAUUUAAAGUUACCUGCUUAAGAUAUCUCACUAUGCUUAGAAUACCCCACUACUCACACACAUGUAUACACCUCAUUUCCUCGCACAUUUGCAAGCAGUUCAAAAUUUUGUCAGUAGGUGGGCCCAUAUCAGGUACAACACAUACGAACAAACUCACGUGACCAUUUAUUUGUGUUGUGGUAGGAGUGGGAGGGGCAAAGCAAAAUAGAUGUAAAAUAUUUUGAACAAGAAUCGUUUCUUCAUGUUUUUUCAUGCAGGCCAUUAUAAGCCACCAAACAUGGCUUCAGUAGCUCGUCUUCCAUCUCUGUCAAGUGUUGGAGGACAUGUGACACAACAAAUGUUACAACAACUGCCAUCACCAGCUAAACUUGGUGCCAUUGUAACAAAAAAACGACCAAAUGCGUUCGUGAAAGGAAAACGAGAUUCUGGAAAUGAUGAGAAAUCCGUGAACACGAAGAUAGAAACGGAAAGGUUAUUAUUUUAUGAAUGUAUUUAUCUGACAGUACCCUGGGUGCCAGUGGUUUGACCAUGCACCCUCGCAGAAAAUAGUAACAGACUGACUCGCUCUUCUAGCUCGCCUAGUUAACUGUGUAUUGUGCGGUGUAUGCCUGCGAGCAUGGAUCAACCUCUGGUGACCAGGGUAAUCUGAUAGUGAUAUUUUCUGAAUUUCAGUUAUAUCAGGUUGUGCUUUAAUCAAUCAGUGUCGACUGAGGUGUUUAUACUUCUCAGACAUAACAGCUCCAUUUUCUAUUCAUUGCAUGUCAUUUUUUACUUAUAGGUUUUUACCCUUAAUUAUGUUAUUAGACGUCUGAUCACCCUUUGAUUAAUAAUUCAAUAAUUAUCUUCAAUCUCGUCUUCUUUUACAUCAUCCGCAGGAUCUAAACUCAUGCAGUGUCGGCUGGUCAGGUCUUAAUCCGUCUUACGUCUCCACCCCUGCUCAAUAGUGCAUGAGUUUGGCGAAUACAACGGCAACGUCAAUAGCCAACGUCAAUAGCCCCGUCAAUACCCCGCAACGUCAAUAGCCCGAUGGAAUUAUAGAGGGUAUUAUAGUUGGAAUAUUCUUCCCUUGGGCCUGCACGCGAGCUACAACGUCAGUAGAGAGGUUAAGAUACCCCGGUUUCGGUGUACGGGUACGAGUAGUGUCAUCUUGUUUUACUGAUGUCUGUAAUUCGAUCAUACUUUUUCUGUUUUCUUGCAAUAGACAAUGGUAUAAUGCGAAAAAUGUGCACCUUAAGGUUACAGAACACCUUUGAGGGUUAAUUUUGCCUAAAAUUUUUUUAUUGGUUUCCAUGAAAGCAUUAGACUAGUUCUACUAUCUGACCAAGUUUGGACGAAAAAUGUUGAAAACUCGCAGAGUUAUUUAAUAAAAUACAUUUCGCUGCAAUAAGAAAAACAUUGAAAAUGUAAUAUUCAAAUUCAAUUUUCUCCCGAAGAAUUUUACGGUAAUUACUGAUUUUCAAACGAGUUGUGCUCCUGCGGGUUUUGACCAAUUUUUCUCAAAUUUUCACAGGACUUAGCUAAAGACGUCAGUUUCAAACUUGUGUUCGGCUUUUUUUUAAUUUUGGAUAUUUUAAUAAUCAGAGCAAUUCACUCAAACAAUUCAGAAAUAUAUUGCAGUCGUCAAAGAAAUCUGGCUAUCAGCGGAAUGACGAAAUAAACAAAAAAUUCCGAACACAAUUUUUUAGAACAACUAUUUUACUGUAUAAAAAUGAUAUUUUCAUAAAUAUAACUUAAAACCAGCAGGAGCACAACUCAAAAGCGUAACGGUACCGCGAUUUAAGAUUUUUCUGAAUAAUUCUUAUAUUAUUUUAUUGUUUGUUAAUUUUACAACUUUACCAUAUUUUGCAUACACUGGCGAACAUUUGGUGAAAAUUUGAUUAAAAUCGGACUGAUAUUGAGCGCGCAGUAGCGAUUUUCCGCAAAACGCCAAAAAGGGUGUCCUGUAACCUUAAUUACGAGUAAAGGUACAGACAUCGACGAAAAUAUUGCUAACCAAAAUCAUGCUACUCGUACCCGUACACCGAAACCGGGGUAUCUUAACCUCUCUAUUGAAUACGUGAUCAUCAACACUAGAAUUUUUGCUCUAAGACAAAGACGACUAUAAAUCAUAUUUCUUUGAGCAUUCUAGUACGCCCCUUUGUCUAAACUGCUACGAUAUUUACAUUAUUCUCACGGCGUGUUUUUAUAUAUAUAUAUUGAUUAUAUAGUGAUUCUUGAUUUAAAUUAAAAACACAAAAUUAUUCAGUGAAUAAACUUUAGUAUAAUAUAUCCUUUGGCUCGAAUACAAAAAUGUAUCAAGUAAUUCUGUUUUCAGGCGUUGCCAGUUGCCAAACUCCCCAUUGUCACGUCAUGCAUGUACGUUCUUAAAUUAAUAUUUAGAUUUUUUACACUGUCUAUAUAACCAUUUAUCUUUUCGCUAAUCGCUCCAUAGACUAUAUCCUUAGUAUAGACCUACUUUCCUGUCUCUGUUCUAUGCACAUGCACAACCCAUUUCAUAUCAGAUUUAGGACUGCGGCUGCUGGAGGCGAAAAUGACGUGUUCUAUAUACCAACUUUUGGCUUGAUAAGACAAGCUUUCCAGUACCAUCGAGGGGCUAAAUAUAAAACAAAUUAAUGGUGACAAAACGUGAAAACGAGGCUUGCUCCCUUCAUACACACACUAUCCUCGUGUUCGUGUUAAGAGUGCCUCUCAUUUUCACUGUUUGUCUUAUAAUUGCUUUAGCUUGGAGGUUGUUUAAAUGAAAAGAAAGUUUUGCAAAAACCUAGUUUACCACUGUUUCAGAGUUAUAUACUUGCUUCAUAUUAUAUUCAAUCGUUUGUUCUAUCAGGUACCGGAAUUCUUAUAUGCAUAACUUGUGCUUGGAUAUGUUGAAGGAUGGUUUCCAUCAUUCGUUUUGUGAACUCUUUAAUUUAAUGAAACAUGAAAAAGAACAACAACAAAAAUUAGGACCAGAUUCAGGCUUGCAAGAUCAACCAUUGGUUCAAGAUCAACCAGAAAAACUUGAACAAAUGAAAGCUCAUCUCACAGCAGCCGAAGCAGCAAAACGCAGAGGUACAGUAGGUUAAUUUUCAGCAGUAAAUUAUUUCAUGAUUUGCCUAAAUUAAGUAUGAAUUGAUUCAACUGAAUAUUGUUGAAAUGAUUUGUGUUACUUAAUGAGUAUUGUCUAGAUUGUAGUUCUUGCCAAAUUUUAUUGUCUUCCUAAACAAACUAAACUAUAAACUGAUUUUAUUUAUAAGCUAGGGGUCGGCUUUUUUGCGAGUAUAUACGUUCACAAUGACAAUAGGCCUAUAUUUCUUUCGUCGACUUAAUAGUGUAUACGAGAAUGAAUAGUUUCUCAUAUAAAGGAAGAUUUUCGACAUGCAGCGAUAGUUACGGGCAAGUUGGGCAACCGCAAACCCGUCAUGCACAAAUGCUAAAAGUGGUGUAUUAUAAUAUACCUUAGAACGAGUAAACUUGUAAAGAAGCCUUAUGUUACAACAUGUUUUGCAGGCCUAGAAAAUAUAUUUAUCUUUCUGGCAGCAAAAUUCAAAAAUUAAAAUUUCCUGUGUAAGUCAACUAUAAAAUGAAAAUUUCAGAGAACGUGUGGAAUAUGAUGCCGCACAUCUCGACUUGCAAAAUGCUUAAUUUGGAAUUUUCAAACAAUAAGUGAAUUAUAUGGCAUUCCUGUAUAUAAGAUGACAAAAAUUUCCUGCAAAGUGCAAGAAAAUUUCCUGGGAAGAUAUUUUGUUAAAAAAUUUCCCGGCAGCGGUACUGCUGGCGCUGCCGGACAUUUUCCAGCACUGUAUAUAUAACUUCCCUUCGACAGUUCUGUGCACAUUCAAAUCUAAAAAAGCUAAAUGUCCAUCCAUCUCACGUUCUACCAUGAAUUGGAUGGACGGCUCAAUAGAAUUUAAAUGUUGCAGCAGAAUAUCGAUUUCAUUUCUAGAAACCGCAGAGAUGACAUAAUCGACGAAACGUUUCCAAAAUGAUAAACGGAACAGAGGCUAAAGCCCUUUGUUCGACAUCUUCCAUUACUAAAUUAGCAAUUCGUCGAUGAUGUCAUUUCUGCGGUUACUAUAGAAAUGAAAUCGAUGUUCUGCUGCAACAUUUAAAUUUUAUUGAGCCGUCCAUCCAAUUCACGGUAGAACGUGAGAUGGAUGGACAUUUAGCUUUUUUUGGCCGAUGCUUGAAAUUUCCCGGAAGUACACUUAUUUACCGGAAGUUGUCGUCUCCUCCGCAGGCUCUUCGACUACGCGCGCGGCUCGACACAAAAUGGAAAAAAAAAAUAGGAGCCGAAUUUAUGACCUCGGUGUCGUACCGACCCGAGGUAAUUAAUGAUUAAGUUAAUCAUAAAAUGGCUUUAUUUUUGUGUAUUAUGCUAACUUUCUUUCGGCUACUUUUCUUUCUUUUCUUUCGACCAAGAGUUCAAUUUAUUGACUGUAAAAUCCAAAUAGUAAUGAGAUAUAUGCAAUUAGCUCAAAAAUUUACCUAAUAAAUCAAAAGUAGACGGUGGCCAACUCGAAAGCUUAUGCUACUUUGGUCACCGAGCACAAUUUCAAUAUCAUAAUUUAAAACUUUUUAAUGUCCUUAUACCAAAUAUAUAUACAGUAUGCAUGAGUAUCUCUUCCAAUGUAAUAUUUUUGCCAAAUAGUGUGAAAUAAAUUGAACUUGAACUUGACGUCAUCCCUUGGGUAUUUAAGAAGCCACGAUUGCAUCUUUAGAUCACCCCUGAUGAAGACACUAGACUGGAGUGUCGAAACGUUGGGUCUUGAUUACAAUUCGACUGGGCUUUGUAAUCAUUUAUUUAAACCAGAGUAGCGAGCGAAACGUGAUUGAUACACCUGGUUGCAGUGAACGAACAAACUUUAAAACUCUAUAUCAAUACGGAAAAAAUGUUUUAUAUUUGUUUUAUAAUAUAGCACAAAGAGAUUUUCCGUGUUGACAUUGAGUUAUAUCAACACGGCUCUUAGCCAAUCAGCGUUCAGAAUUUACAAAUGCUAUAUUAUAAAGUUCCUUUUUGACUAAUAUGUAACUGUAAAUACUUCCAAAAAAUAAGUAAGUUUUAUACAGCAUUGCUGAACUGUGUAAAACGUACUGUAAUAUAACACGAUGUUGUUAUUCUGACCAUUUCUAGGUAAAAUGGACGUGGUGUACAGUUGCUAUCUGACUUUGGCAACAUAUUUUGAACAGUCUGGAGAUAUUUCUUUUUCCAAUCAUUUUUACAAACUGUGUUUGGAGGCGAGUGUGAAAGUUCUAGGAGAUGGCAGAAGAAAAGAAGCUGAGGCGAACUUCAACAUGGGUGUGACCUAUGAAAAACAAGGUUUGAACAUUAGACAUCCUUGAUAAUAUAACAUACAUGGCCGCCAGGCAUCUCAAUAAGGGUUACCUGUGUCGGAGCUAGGAGGCUAGGAAUUCUCGUACAAAUAUUUACAUUGCCCAUGAUAAUGCAGUGUUUCUUUUGACUACCAAGAUUUUGUUGGCGUCACUCGAUUGAAUAUUAUUUGAAGGGUAUUGUAGAUGGAAAUUGUCGAGUGUAAAUUUAUAUAUAUUUAUUAGACCUAACCAGGAACAGAAGCGAAUAAUGCAACUUUAGGUCCCUGGCAGGAAUAGAACCUGUGGAUAACCUACACGUGGCAAUACCCUAGUAUAUGUACAUGAACUUAUGGUUAGAGCUCGACAAUGGCCUCUGUAGCUCAGUUGGUUAGAGCUCGACAAUGGCCUCUGUAGCUCAGUUGGUUAGAGCUCGACAAUGGCCUCUGUAGCUCAGUUGGUUAGAGCUCGACAAUGGCCUCUGUAGCUCAGUUGGUUAGAGCUCGACAAUGGCCUCUGUAGCUCAGUUGGUUAGAGCUCGACAAUGGCCUCUGUAGCUCAGUUGGUUAGAGCUCGACAAUGGCCUCUGUAGCUCAGUUGGUUAGAGCUCGACAAUGGCCUCUGUAGCUCAGUUGGUUAGAGCUCGACAAUGGCCUCUGUAGCUCAGUUGGUUAGAGCUCGACAAUGGCCUCUGUAGCUCAGUUGGUUAGAGCUCGACAAUGGCCUCUGUAGCUCAGUUGGUUAGAGCUCGACAAUGGCCUCUGUAGCUCAGUUGGUUAGAGCGCUGCACUGGAAUCGCAGGGCCGCUGGUUCGAUUCCUGCCAGGGAACCUAAAGUUGUAUUUUUCACAGUUCUGUUCCUGAUUAGUUCUAUUAGAUUACUCCCACACCGUAAUCCCAAUUUUAACUGUCUUUACGAGAAAUUAUAGUAUUGCAAGAAUGAAUAAAAUAGCAUCGAAAUUCGUGAUGAAAUAAAAAAAUGCUAUCUCUCUAUUUUAAUAGAGUAUUACAUUGAAGCAAUGCAGUGCUUUGAACAUUUUUAUGCUUUGACAAAUGGUCGCUUAUGGCAAAUGGAAGAUACUGGCAGAACUCUUUUUUCAAUGGCGUGUGAAAGUCUUCAAAAUGUUUACACCACUCUGGCGAUGCAGGUAUUUACUUCAUGCAUCUAGUUUAUUGCAAAACCAUCUUUAGAGAAUAUUAACGGCAUAGUAUUAGUGUUUGGAGGUCGGUGCCGUUUGUGGUCGAAGGCUGCAACGUCUUGCUGGCAAGACGUAUUGACAUGGCAACAGAUUACAGUAGCAACAGAGCAGCAACAAUUAUAACAGCAACCGGUGAAAUAGCCAUGACAAUUCUGCCAAGUCAUCCCGCCGGCACCUGUCACACUGCAUGACAAGUCAAUGGAAAAAUACAAUCUAUAGUGAUCUAUACAUUGUACUUGUUGAACUAACAAAGUUUAACAAAACAAAAAUUGGGUGGGGGAAGGGGUAAUGGGGAAACAAGCGCAACUUAUUGCAAAAAGGCAAGGCAAGAACAUGCAAUUGAUCCGACCAGGGCGCCUCGAAGGGUUAUAAGGCGCCACGAACCCCUUAACGACUGUGACGUCAUGGGCUUCCCCCAAACGGAAGUCAACAUGCAUGCAUAAUACCUCUGCCGUUAACCUUGCUUAAAUCUAUUUAACCUCAUUAAAAAUUCUAAAUAAUUAUAAAAUAUUAUACAUGCUGUGCUGAAGCCUGAAGGACAAGUACAGUUAGCUCGAGUGAGAUUUAGACUAUGCCACACGCUGACGUUUUCGAGCGUGUUCAGCUCUAACGUUUUCAAAAAGUGUCGUUUUCAAGCCGUGUCCACACGAAAACGGACGAAAACGACGUAUUAUGACGAAAACGUUUGCAAUGCUAAAAAACGUUUUCGGACAAGCGUUUUCGCGUUGAAACGCUAAAAAUCCAAGAUAGCGGCUUAAAAUAAAAAAUAUUCUUGUUUCCUGGAAGCUUAGAUCUUUCAUUGUUAUAUCAUUAAUUCUUAAAUUAAAAACUUUAGCAACAAAUAAAACAAAAUAUAUAGCCUUUCAAGUGUAUAAUGAUUUAUGAACGAUUUAAAACUGUGGUUUGCUUUCGAAGAAGCGACAGACAUGGUAUAUUGGUGAUGCUGAACAUACAUAUAAAGCUGUUUAAUUUAUAAUGAGCAGAGGACAUUUUAAGAAACUCGUUGACAAGUAAUGACUCCAUCUGGUGGAAAUAAAGGGUGAUAAGAAGCCGCGAGAGAUGGAAUUUUGUCGAGACAAAUAUUUGCAUUCCCUGAAAACGUUUCUGUGUCGACAGAGCGUCAAACUGACAAGAUUGGAAACGACUUUUUAGAAACGCCCGGAAACGUUACCGUGUCCACAGUCUUAAACUCGCACCUUUGGCAUUCCCCGGACAAGCAGUUCAGAGUUAUCUUGCUGACAAGUCUUUCUUAUUGUACUGCAUGUGUAUCAUCAUAUCUUAUACUUACCUGUGUAUGUAUUCGCAAUUUUAGCUGAAAACCUCAGACCCUUCAGAAAGUAUUGCUUACUUAUUGAAAGCUUAUAAAGUUGCGAAAGAAGGUAUGUUUCAAAUCUAAGAUAAUCUGCAUGCUUGUGACUCAGGUUUCUAUAUUGGUGUACAUCUGUCGUAUUAUAGCAGAGCCUGAACAGCGGUCGCGCACUUCACUUUUUUCAGUUCUGAUUGGCUAAGAGCAGUAUACAAUUUUAUCAAAAUACGGUGCCAUUUUGAUUUUUGACAGUUAAAAUCUUGUAUUAAAUUGUUGUGCCUUUCAAAUGAGUGCAUGUCAUGGAGUGAAUUAUUUAUUUUGCAUGUGUUUCAUGCAUGCAAUUAAGUCACUAUAUAAAUUUGCUUCUCCAUAAUUUUAUCCUGCAUUAUCAAUAAAUCAUAGUAUGGUUUCUCGUGCAAUUUGGAACAACAUAAACUCUUGACUUUGAAAACUCGUAAACUCAAAGAUUUUGAAAAAUUCACUGGUGCAUCUAGAGCAAGAACAUCUCAAACUCAUUAAUAAUUCAUGAGUAAAUUAGCCAGCCAUAUUGCUUUAUUUUGCUCACAUGAUAAUACUGGAUACCUGAUGAAGUACAUUGAUCCAGUCCUAGGACUGGAUCAAAAUUAAUUCAGUCCUUGGACCGGAUCCAAACUAAUUAAGUAGUGAUUUAUUCGCAUGAGAUGUCAUUUCAAAUCUUCCAAUUCGGACUGAACUUGAUUUCAAGUGCUCGCAUUUUGAUCCAGUCCUCGCGGCUUCGUCUCGGGCUUGAUCAAAUUGCGCGGACUUGAAAUCUAGUCCAGUUCUCAUAGUCGGAUUUGAAAUAUUACUUCAGUCAUUCGGCCUACGAGAAAAGUGAAGCCAAGAUGGCAGAAUUGACGUCCAAUAUCUAUGAAGGUCGUAAACAGUUUAAAUACCAUUUUUCCCAGUUUUCCCGUUAUUCCAGUUUUUUUCUAAUGGAUCAUACUAUCGCUAAAUAGGCUAUAUACCAGUUCAUAAAACCAAUAUUAUUCUUUAAAUCGAAGUCAAAGUACAAAAAUUCGGCACACUCGUUGCAGAAUGCGCAGACAAAAACAAUAGAAAACUGAAACUGACAUCCAUCUCAGUUAUGGCUUCACUUUUAAACUCAAGUUGUCGCUCCAGGUAUAUAUAUGGAGCUCACUGUAAACGAGACUGUGACGUCACUGUUUUAAACGCAAUGUCACAUUCCAGGUGAUGAUCUUGAAGGGCGAGGUGAUGCAAGUUAUUUGCUUGGUUGUGCUUACCUGGAUAACGAUGAUGCAGAAACCGCGUUACUGGUAAUUCCUUAUUUCACUCUUUUACAGUAAUUAGAAAGGUUCAGAUUUGACUUCCACUAUACUGCUACCAUUAAGAGACCAUUAACCAAUCAGAUGCGUUGGAUGUAUGUGACUAACCAUUUAUAGAUGUGUUCUAAGCCAAUGAGAGGUAGUGGUUUAGUGGAAGUCAAAUCUUAAUCAUUCUAAUAUAUGAUCAGAAACCAUCACGUCUUCAUUAAACUAUCCCACGGACAUUUUUUAAAAUGUUCUUUGUAUUUUUCUGUUCAGUAUCACAAUGAAUAUUUAAAUGUCUGUCAAGAAAACGAAGAUGUUACUGGAAUGGGAAAAGCGCACCGAGCUUUGGCUAAAUCUUAUGAAAAGUAAGUGUUCAUACAUUUGAAUAUUGCUUCCAAUCUCAUUUUGGGUUAUGGGUAAAAUUCUAACCAAAAGAUCGAAUGUACCCUCGGGUUGUUCAUGUGUUAACGUGUUAACGCAUUAUCAUAUAAAGAACUUUGUUCAAAUUUUCAUUUACAAAUAAACUGUCCUGGAUGCAGAUGUGUAAACCACACAUUAAAACGAAACUUAAAUGAACUUUGACCGCGUGUGUUUAAUUAUUUAAUUAUACGUGUAUUGAGCUUUUCUAUAUUUUCAUUCAUUCAGACAAAUGGACAUAGAAUCCGCCGUGAAAAAUCUCGAAUCGUUUGUGGAGCUAUCCGAGAAAUCUGGUGACUUCAGAGAACAGCAGAGAGCGUGUUCAGCCAUUGGAGAAAUGCUCAAUACCUUGGUAUGUUUUGUCAUUAUUUUAUAGUGAGUAUUCUAAUGGAUAAUGGGCAAGGAAAUUAAGGUACCAAUGGCUAAUUUACAGACCCUUGCAACCUCGCUCUCGGGAUUUUCUUGCUUUUUUGGAGAUUAAUAAUGAUUACGUGGUGGUCUAUAUUUUCAGGUCUGUAAGCAGGAUGCGAUAAACCAUGCAAUAUUUAAAUACGCUCUGCAUGAUACUAAUAGCACCGCCUUUUUUCAGCUUGUUCCAUUUGACGUUUCCAAGCCCAAGUUAUUCAAAAACCAUAAUUUAGUCGGAAUAUUUAUAAGUCUGACCACAUGGUCUGACAUGAGUUGGCAUUAAACAUGAUUGGACUGAUGAGAUGAGACUAAGGAAUGUUGGAGUCAAUUCCAUGUGUCCGAAAGCUCUUACCAGGGUGCGAUAAUUCGAUUUUUAGUCGUACCUGACUGGUACUUCAAUGAUUAUUCCCGAGUACUUGAGCUGGUACAAACGUAACGUAUGAGGGUGUACUUAGUCUUUAAAAUGAAGUACAUAAAAUACAGGAGUCUGAAUAAUAUUCGUUCAGUAACCUGAAACUAGGAGCUAAAACAAGGAGGCAGGAAUGAUGAAAGCGAUAAGAAUAUGACCCACAACGCAUGACCCGUGCAAGGUACUGGUUGUUACAUGUGACACUCCGUCGUCGGUGCAGCUAACCUGAUAGCCCAGAGAUUACAAUUGUUCCGACACGUGCACGGUUUGUCGAACUCAGGCCGCCCUGAUCAAACUGUUGCCUCGAGCCAACACCCUAGGUCACUUUGCACACCUGAGAUCUUCAAUUAUCAUAGCCGAUGCUGGGCUCCAAUUAUUCAUUAUGUCAUUUUAUUGAAAUUUUAGGGUAAGUAUGAAGAAUCGGCAAUGUACAUUGAGAAAGCUUAUAAACUGACGAAGAAAAUGCAGGAGGAAGAAAAUAAGGAGUUAGUUCGUACGGAAUAUGGAAUUGUUAUUGCCAACUUAGUCAUGUUUGGUCUAAGUCAGGCUAUGGAUACUACAAGUACUCAGAAUAUUGAUAAAUUAUUGCACUGGAAACGAUCUCGGAAAGAUGUCUUUGCGGCAUCUGUUUCAAUUCCAAGAAAUUUCUCUCUGGAGAAAGUCGUUGACUAUCACGGGAGUGAUGAGGACAUUAAAAUUGAACAAGAUCCUGAACAAAAUGAAAACGAGGUUAUUCCUGAUGUUACGGACACUGAACAAACAAAACCAGUUGAAACUGCCGAGUAAAUCGUGCUUGUUGACAUCAAACAAUCUCAACUUGGGAAUUAUUUUAUUUAAAUCAUACUGUAUCUGUCCUUGUUUUGCUAAUAGUAUUGCAACCCAUUAUUAUUGUAGAAGUGGUCUUUGUAAAUAUAAUAAAAACAAUCCGAAUGUUGCAG
Messenger RNA from Paramuricea clavata, 16273 nucleotides. NCBI's taxonomy places the organism in Eukaryota, Metazoa, Cnidaria, Anthozoa, Malacalcyonacea, Plexauridae. The record is from the annotation of a GenBank genome assembly.